AUGGCUGACUCGGGCAAAGAUGCCAAGUUCUUCCAGCGCGGCAAAGUCGACGAGCUGCGCCUCGAACUCAAUGCCGACAAGAAGGACAAGGGCUGGGUACGCAAGAAGGCAGUCCUCAAAAAGAUCAUCGCUAACGCUACCAUGGGCAAUGACAUGUCCGCCCUCUUCACAGACGUCGUCCAGUGCAUGAACAUUCAGGUCCUCGAAAUCAAGAAGAUGGUCUACCUUUACCUCAUCAACUACGCACGCGCAAAGCCAGACCUCGUCCCCAACGCCAUCCCCGGCUUCCUCUCGGAUUGCAACGACCGAAACCCGCUCAUUCGCGCGCUGGCGAUUCGCACCAUGUCCUACAUCUACGUUCCGGCCGUCCUAGCAGCACUGAUCGACCCCCUGAGGCAAUCACUGAAAGACGCUGAUCCAUAUGUCCGCAAAACGGCUGCCAUCUGCGUCGCCAAGCUCUACAUGCACGACAAGCGCCUCAUCGAGAAGCAUCAGUUUAUCGGCAUGCUCAGAGAUCUUCUGGCCGACGCCAACCCCACCGUGGUCGCAAACGCCGUAGCCUCCCUCGUCGAGAUUUCCGAACGAUCCGACAACAUCCAGCUCAAACUCAAUCUCACCAUCGCUUCCAAGCUCGUCUCUGCGCUCGCAGAAUGCUCCGAAUGGGGUCAGACCUACAUCCUCGAAGCGCUCAUGUUCUUUGUCCCCUCCGACUUUGCCGACGCCGAGAUCCUAGCAGAGCGCAUCGCCGUCCGUCUGCAGCACGCCAACUCGGCGGUCGUCCUCACCUCGACCAAGGUUAUCCUGUACCUGAUGAACUACAUCGCCAGCGCCGAGUUCAAAGAGUCCCUCUGUCGCAAGCUCUCCCCGCCACUCGUCACGCUGCUCUCGUCAGGCCCAGAAGUGCAGUACGUUGCGUUGCGAAACAUCCUCCUCGUCAUCCAACGCAGACCGCUGGUGCUGCAGAAUGAAGUCAAAGUCUUCUUUUGCAAGUACAACGACCCCAUCUACGUCAAGAUGGCCAAGCUCGAGAUCAUCUACCGUCUCGCCAACGAGCGCAACGUCGAGCAAGUCCUUGCCGAGCUGCGCGAGUACGCCUCCGAGGUGGACGUUGACUUUGCCCGUAAGGCCGUCCGCAGCAUCGGCCGGCUAGCGAUCAAGAUCGAAUCUUCGGCGGACAAGUGCAUCCAAGCCCUGCUCUCGCUCAUCCAGACCAAAGUCAACUACGUCAUCCAGGAGUCGAUCGUGGUGAUUAAGGACAUCUUCCGCAAAUACCCCAAUCGGUACGAGAGCAUCAUCUCGACGCUCUGCGAGAACCUGGACAGCUUGGACGAGAGCGAGGCCAAGGCCGCCAUGAUCUGGAUCAUCGGUCAGUACGCAGAUCGGAUUGAGAACUCGGACGAGCUGCUGGAGGAUUUCCUGUACACGUUCCUCGAGGAGCCGGUGGAGGUGCAGCUUGCGCUGCUUACAGCGACGGUGAAGCUGUUCCUCAAGAGGCCAACAGCGGGUGGCGAGCUCGUGCCGAAAGUGCUCAAAUGGGCGACGGAAGAGGUGGAGAACCCGGAUUUGCGAGAUCGAGGCUUCAUGUACUGGCGACUCCUAUCGACAGACCCGGAGGCGGCGAGGGACGUGGUGCUGGGCGGCAAACCAGCGAUAUCAACGGAGACAGAUCGGAUGGACCGACAACUCCUAGAUCAACUCCUGCUGCACGGUGCCAGCCUGGCAAGCAUCUUUCACCGCCAACCACAGACGUUUAUUCGGAAUGCGAAGGCGAGGUACGUCCCGGACUCACCGGCGUUGGACGAAAGCGCGAGGCGGUACGCUUCCGCACAUCUCUACAGCAAGCCGCUGGUGAGAGGGCCAGUGCUCAACACCAGCACGGACGAGAACGAGGAGAGAAACGGAAAGCUGCCGCAGGACGACGAAGAGGCGGAGUCGUCAAACUUGCCGGCGCGCGAUGUCAAGGGGGCGGUGGUCAAGGAGAAGAAUUGGUUGGAAGACCCGGAGGAUGCCGAACAGGAUGUGGACGAGUCGGAAGGUUUCGCCAGCAAUGGGAGGACCAGGGAGGAUGCGGAUGGUUCAUGGGCUCAGUUGUAG
Molecule: messenger RNA, 2094 nt
Organism: Kalmanozyma brasiliensis GHG001
Lineage: Eukaryota; Fungi; Basidiomycota; Ustilaginomycetes; Ustilaginales
Product: Clathrin/coatomer adaptor, adaptin-like, N-terminal
Exons: 1
Coding region: 1-2094 (697 amino acids)
Biological process (GO): intracellular protein transport; vesicle-mediated transport
Cellular component (GO): membrane coat
Molecular function (GO): clathrin binding
Source: RefSeq, a predicted model, not a curated record